Olea europaea var. sylvestris is the source of this 1893-nucleotide messenger RNA. RefSeq lists its product as uncharacterized. The transcript is spliced from 4 exons. Bases 346 to 861 code for a protein of 171 amino acids. NCBI's taxonomy places the organism in Eukaryota, Viridiplantae, Streptophyta, Magnoliopsida, Lamiales, Oleaceae. The record is from RefSeq and is a predicted model, not a curated record.
AAUGACUUUAUUGUAACUCUGUAGUCAACUCUGUUUUUCAAGCAUCUUAUUCAAUUAAGAAACUGCAAAUAGCUCUUUACUUUCGCUAAAUACUUCCUUAAUUUGUUGCUAUAACGAAGCUGUUUGCUUCAAUCUUCUGUCUUUCAAUACUUUGAGCACGUAUGAGAGAUGGCUUAUGGUGCUCUUUGUUCUCUUGCUCAAAUUCUACGCCAGACCCUAAAUCGUGAUUAUCAAUAUUUGAUUCUUGAUGAGAAGCAGCAAAUUGAAUCACUUGUCGAAAAAGUUACUUCCUUACAAUAGGAUUUUUCUUUACAAAAAAUAACAGAAGAUGAGGAGACAGAUAUCAUGUAUGCAGCAUAUUUUGCCGAAGAUAUCAUUGAAUCCCGCAUCAUAAAACGAUUUCGUACAGAAUCUGCAGGUCAUGAAGACGGGAGCACGGAGAAGAACUUAAUAAGAUCCGAUGUCGUACAGAACGAAUUCUCAUCAAUUUCCACCAGAUCUGGACUUGAAAUUGUGGGAGUGGGUGGAAUCGAGAAACCCUGCACGUUUCAGACCAUAAAUGGCAUUGAACAACUUGCUAGAACUCGCCAAUUCAAGGCAUGGUUUUUAGAUUCUAUUUAUGUUGUAUCACGUGGUAUAACGGCAAUACAGAGGUUGGCAACUUGUGGUACUAAGAUAGUGAUUAUUUCCUUAAUGGGGGCAUCAGAAACCAUGGAGAAGUUGAGGACACGGGGGAUUGAUACCUCACUCUUUGUGGGAGCCAUCACUAUUGAAAGGUUUGAUUUCUUUAGCCUCAAAGUUAUGGUCCAUAUGCACUUGCAUUGUCAAGAUUCAUCAAUAAAGGUUUUUUAUUUUUUUUAAUAUUAUUAUUUUUUUUAUUAAGUUAAUUCCAAAAAGUUGUGGUUGGGAAUUUCUUAUUAAUAAUGAACAAGAACUGGGUUUAUUCAUGUUUUGGCUUGUCAUAUCCAUCUAUUCCAUUAAUUAUUGUUAAUUAAUAUCUGGUUUGCGCAUUCCUAUCGUAUUGCUUUAUAUCAUAAUACCACGAUUGUUUUGCUUGAAGCAAAUAUAAUACCUAUAAAAUGAAACAAUUGUUUCAUGGCACUUAUCGCAAACAGGGUAGAUGGUCCACGGUUUGACCAAGAAGCUGCUAUGUUUUCAAAGGUAUGCCAAAUUUAGAUUUCUUUUUACCAAUAUUACGUUCCAAUUCUUAAUGCAAAGUUUCUCCACCUUUUAUGCAAUAAAGUCAUUUCCUAUGGAAAUAUUUGGCUUUUUGUUGUUGGAUGUCUAGAGUUUAAUAUACAUUGCAUUUUGUCUCUUGACCGCAAACCAAGGUAAGGUUGAUGGGGGUUCCAAGGAGCAAGAGUCCCCGAGUCCAAAAAUUUCGAAAGUGUUUUAAAAGUACUUUAGGAAAUAUGCACAUUUACUAGGUAUGUCUCCUUUUUGUAUAUCAUGGUAAAGCGAAAUAGAGAGAGGUGUGAGUUCAAAUCACAUCGUAAUUCUUCUUUGAUAUGGUAUGAUUCCAAAACGAGAUUUCUUGGACAUAGAUUUGAAAUUGAAAGUGAAUCACCUUAAAGUGUCUUGUUUUCUUAAUUUGCGUUAUUAAUUGCUCUGCAUGAUAGGGAACAUUUGUUCAAUUGAUGGCAUUUGUUGCUUCUACUUCAUAUAUUGUUGGCCUUAUUUCUAGCUAUGGAACAUUAAAUCACUAGAAAAUUGAAAGUAAUCCUUAUUCUUGUUGGAAACCAAAAACAGUUACUUAAGGAUCCACAUAAGAUCUAAUUCUUACGCUAAAAAAGAAGUCCAGUAAAAGAUUCCACAGCCUCUCUUUUCUUUUGCUUUUCCUUUUUUAAUUGUUCUUGAAGAAAUAGAAGUGCUUGACUAAUAAACCUUAAAAAA